Molecule: messenger RNA, 2910 nt
Organism: Aedes albopictus (Asian tiger mosquito)
Lineage: Eukaryota; Metazoa; Arthropoda; Insecta; Diptera; Culicidae
Product: transcription initiation factor TFIID subunit 11
Exons: 6
Coding region: 1-795 (264 amino acids)
Molecular function (GO): zinc ion binding
Source: RefSeq, a predicted model, not a curated record
AUGGGAAUUAUCGGCAGUUGUCGCGGUUGGGAUUCCCUAAGAAAAAAGCAGCAACCGCCAGUCAGCAGUACGCCGUCAGUUGCUUCCAGUGCGCCCCCGCCACCCCCCUCCGGAGCCAGUUCGGUUGCCGCUUCCUCCACCAACAUCGGCACCGUAGUCACAUCGCAGAUCUACACCAGCACAGCAGCCGCCGCCUCCACAGCCUCCGUCUCCGCCAGCGCCACCUCAAUCUCGCCGGUCACGGUGACGAACACCGCACAGCCCACAGUCCACAGUGCGAUCUUCAGUUCCGCCGACAUCAAGGAUGAGCUUGAAUCUGAAUUGGAAGAUGAAGAUGAAGGGGAAGAAUUUGAAGUUGAUUCGGAUCUAGAGUCGGAUUAUUGGUGGGAAGAUUGUGAAGAAGAAGAAGAAAUUGUUCCGAUGUCGGAUUCUCCGGUCAAGAGGGAAAGUAGUUCUAGUGCUCAAGAUAAGCAAGAACCGGCCACUUCCAGGGGUUCCCGGAAAAGAAAAAUCGAUGAUGAAGAUGCGAGUUGCAGUGGAUCCUCUAGUAAUAACUCCGCCGACGGAGAUGACAAGGACGGUGACAAGGACAGCAAGAAGAAGAAGAACCGAUGCGCAACCUGCCGCAAGAAAGUUGGACUGACUGGUUUCGAGUGCAGAUGUGGUGGCCUGUAUUGCGCGAUACAUCGAUACAGUGAUAAGCACGAAUGCUCGUUCGACUAUCGGGAACUGGGCGCGGCGGAAAUUAGACGUAACAAUCCUGUCGUGGUCGGAGAGAAAAUUCAAAAAAUUUGAACACUCGUGCCAUCUAUUAUCUAUUAAUAUACAUAUACAUAUAAUUCAAUUUAAUCUUAAUGAAAUAUAAAUAUUACAAACAAACAAAAAAUAAUGGAAGAGGAGAAAAAGAAAGAAAAUUAAAAAGCGGAGAACAAAACAAAACACAAACACACACAACUGAAACAGCAACAUACACAUACAAGAACAGCAAACAAGAGAGUAAAACAAAAGAGAAACGAGAAAUCCUUAUAUACAUAUUAAACAAUACAACAAUAAAAAUGCAAGGAAUGUAAAGUUGAUGCUAGUAAUUACAUUUCAAUAAAUUUAUUGUAAUUGGACGAUGCUGAAAAUAGUAUAUUAUAAUUUCGAGAAACACUCACAAACACAUUCAUUAUUGCUACCUACCACAUUCAGUCAGACAUUACAUACACACACACCAAGAAGUGGUUUAUUAGCGGAACAUUAGCUCACACAUCCAUACCUACACAAACACACACAAAACACAAUCAACCAACACGGACAGGAGUGACACGUGAAAACAAAAACUGUGUUUUUAGACGUCGACGACAGGAUUAUUACGAUGUGUACUAAUUAAUAAACUAGAAUCAAUUUGCCAAUUUAUCACUAUUACGUGGAAGUUUGUUCGCUUGUAAAUUAGUUUUGCUUCACACAAUCAUUGUGUACUAUUAUUAUACAAAACAACAAGAUGUAGUAGAGAGGUAAACGGAUAGAGUGGAUCGUUUCGCACGGCAUCCUUGGCGUGUGAAAUGGAUCAUCGCCUAGAAGUCGCAUGGAGAGGAGAGGGAUCCAUCGAGUGAGUGAGCUGGAAGUGCGAUUGCGAGGUGUCGUUCGUAAGAACUGAAACCGUGUCCCUGGGGGUUCUACAGCGUUUGGCGAGGAGAUCCCCCUGAGGGUGAGUGCAAGUGUUGUUGAGUGUGGAGUGAGCCAUUGUUUUCCGGUGAUUCUGUGAUUUACUGCUGCACAACUUGGUGUGUGGUGUGCCUGUGGUCGUCCGUCGUGGGACCCCUUCAGUGGGUCUUUUAGUGUGCGUGUGUGUGAUCGAAGCUUAUAGAAGAUUUGGGGAAAAGAGAACACUCUAUUAUUCUACUUGUACGUGUAGGUACCUAUCUAUGCAAAACACUAGUGUAUGCUAUAUUUGUUGUUUUCACAAUGCCCUCUCCUUUGUUUCUGUUUUUGAGAAUUUGUGCUUCUUGUUUAUUUUCCCGGUUUCUUCGCCCCUUUUGUAAAAAGUAUAUAUUAUAAUGGUAAAUAAUGGAAUCCCUUUUUAAAUCGUAUUGUUUGCAAUCAAAAAGUAACACAAACCCACACACGAAAAACACACUCGACUGGGAUAAUGCGAAAUGCUAUUAUGCCUAUUGAAACACCUAACGAGGAAAGGCAGAAGAGUAAGCGAAGCAUGCAAGUGCAGGAACCGUAUCCAACGGAUUGAUAGUACUAUUCGGCUAAGUAAGAGAAUUAUUUACGCGCGGAAAGUGGGCAAAUAAGGAGCUGAAAUAUAAUGAUGUGUGUGAAUGAAUAUGUAAUGAUUUAAGCAAAAUCAACGGUAGAACUAGGUAGAAAUCGAGAGAAAUUAAAAAAAAAUCAAGCUAAAGUGUAAUCCAGUCAGACAGAAAGCAAAACAGUUUGAAAGAAACAAACAUAAAACUGCAAACUAAAGAGAAGGGAAUGAAGUAAAACAUUGGGUGAGAAAGAAAGUAUAUUUUAGUAACAAAACAAUGGAUAAAAAUCAAAGAAAAAAAAAAACAGAAAAACAUAACUAAGACAGAGAGAAAUAGAGUAGAACGCGAAAACAGGCAGUUCCGAUGCAAAAGAAAAAUAUACUUUCGAUUUGUGUAUAAAGAAAUUUAGAAAGCUGAUAGCAAGCAGCGCAGCGCCGAAGUUUAUUGAUUGAAGAAUGAUAUUUUUGUUCGUUUUACGUUUAGUUUUAUUUUGUGCCCUUGAUAAGUACUCCGGUACAUACUACAUACUGCUACUAGAACUACACACACACAAAAGAAAAGAAAAAAAACACAGCUACUACUACUACUACGUGGAUUGGAGUUUUUAAAGGAAGACAAACCACAAAAACAAGUAUAGAAAAUAACAUUGUGUAUUCUGCAGCAUUAUUUGAAA